AUGAACGGAUUAGCGAAUCACGCCGGCUAUGCUGCCACAUUUCCGGAAUACGUUGAAGAGCCGGGGUAUGCAGCCGUAUCAGAGCAGGAAUGCCCAAGGAAAACCGCCGCGGUUGCGAUGGUAUGCCACUGCGCCGACGAGGCACGGGAGAGUGUACACAAACGCGACAAUGAUGUCUUGCUGAUCCUUCUGUAUCUGGAAGACAAUCAGAAGCAGCGCGGGUUAAUGUCUCAGCGUAGGGUACGUGUAACAAGGGCGCUGACAGAGAGUGGGCCAAGGCCCCAUAGUGACCGCGGGGGCGCCGCGGGACGCCUCCAGGUGCGGCGCUCGCUCGGCCCCGCGCCCGCUGCUGCUGCGUCGGCGGCGGCGGCGGCUGCGGGAGACGCUGCCGAGGAGGGCCUCUUGCUGGCCUCGGGGGCAGCGGUUUGGGGCGCGGCGCCGGGAAACUUAGCUCAGCAAGGUGUGAGGAAGAACAGUUUAGAUGCCAUUGAAUUUUGGUGGUGA
Penaeus vannamei (Pacific white shrimp) is the source of this 504-nucleotide messenger RNA. The record is from RefSeq and is a predicted model, not a curated record. NCBI's taxonomy places the organism in Eukaryota, Metazoa, Arthropoda, Malacostraca, Decapoda, Penaeidae.